Saccostrea cuccullata (small rock oyster) is the source of this 2662-nucleotide messenger RNA. RefSeq names its product F-box/LRR-repeat protein 21-like. The coding region runs from base 9 to 1427 and encodes 472 amino acids. The transcript has a single exon. The record is from RefSeq and is a predicted model, not a curated record. NCBI's taxonomy places the organism in Eukaryota, Metazoa, Mollusca, Bivalvia, Ostreida, Ostreidae. Gene Ontology annotation, molecular function: protein binding.
AUCCAGCAAUGAAUGUAGAGGAAUCACCUGAUUUUGGCAAUCUGCCGAUUGUCGUUUGGAUUCGGGUAUUCGAAUAUUUAUCACUUAAAGACAGAUACAGUGCAUCUCUGGCGUGUUCAAACAUUUACAAUGCAUUUAAUCACCCCACACUAUGGCAGAAAGUAACACUAGAUGUAGGGGGAAGCUCAGGAAAACACAGAUACUUCCACUGUGUUAAAAUUCCCAAAAGAAAUUUUCAUCUCGUUCGUAGAUUUGCAAGAAUGUUCCAUGACCUUACUUUUUCUAUUUGUGAACCAUUGCAUAUGAGCUUUGGAGAAUGGAACACUGUUUUAGAAGAAAACAUCAAGGAUUUUAAAUUGGGUCAUCUAACAUUGGAUGUAGGUGGUUUGAGAAACAAACCAAAUGUAUCAGAAAUGAAAAUUCGUACCGAAAAUAUGAAACCUAUGGUAGACAUAGUUAGAAAUCAGUCACAUUUAAAGACUCUUGUCGUAAACUCAUGGCCAGUAUUUGCUAACUCCUUGCAGAAUCCUGAUGAAAAUAUAUUUCAAGCUGCUAUCGAAAAUAACAACAUUAAAGGUCUGAGAAAACUAGGCUUGUUUAAAUGCAAUUCCACGGCUUGGUCUGGGCGAAGACCACAUUUAAUUUCAUCAGAGUUGACUUUGAAAUUGGUGGAUCAUUUCAAGAACUUGACCCAUUUAGCUUUAAGAUCGCCUAUGAUCACUUCAGAUCUUAUCUCGAGCCUAUCAUUGAGGGGUAGAGAUAAGCUUCAACAAUUACACAUAACAAUUAAUUUUAUUCCUGAAGAUGAAUCCUUCAAAAUGCCAACAGUGAAUGAAUCAGUUUGGAAGGAUUUCUCAAAUUACAACACGAAUGUGAAAGUGAAAGUUUUGGUUUUGUCAAGAGCACCACAUUACAAACUAGAGUGUUUCCUGAGGCCUUCCUGUCCUCUCUAUGAAAUAAAGUUUGGAGAAUAUAUCAGAAGUGACAAGGAAUUUAUCACUUACCUGGCGGAUUCUUUCAAUUCGACACUGGAUACAUUUGAAUAUAACGAAGAGGAUGGAGAUUUUGAAAGAGAACUAGUAACUCUUGUGGAAAACUCAGACCAACUGUGUAGGUUAAAAUACUGCGGCAAAAUCAACUGUCAAAAUGUUAUACGUCUUGCGAAAUUGAGGAAAAAGAACUGGGAGUCGUUUCACUUGAUUAGAAAGAACAUUUAUAAAAAGAAUGUCGAGAAGAAUCCGGAAAUGACCAUUGACAGUGAUCAAGUUAUAGCGAAAAAUAAGGAUGGAGUGUAUGUCCUUGUGGAUCUAGUGAAAUUUCACGAACAGGUUUCUAUGUUAGACUAUGAAGAAGAAGAACAGAUAAUGAUUGAGAAAGUGUCCGAAUAUUUGGGUCGAGAUUGGUUUCCUGACAAGUUUUAUCAAUAGUUAAUAUACAAAGUUUACUGUGCGAGAGUUCACUCCCUAAAGGAAAUAAUUACUGUCCAGUGAAUUGUCCAAAGUUUUAUAUUAUAGUCCAUUAUAUGUAGUCAAUUCAGUGAAGGUUAAGUUAUUUAAGAAAAAUUGACUUAGGCAACCUUCAGAAAAUUGUUUGGGUGUCCUCUCCCGACUUGGUCUGAAAAUAUUGGAUAGGGAGGUACAUGAGAAAUUUUUUAUCUCAGAAAAUUUUAAUUUCAAAUCUUUAAAUGUGUCAGAUGUUUUUUUCCCAAACGAAUAUUUAACAAAAGAAGAGAUUUGAUAAACUUGCGUAAUUGUUGAUAAUUCGUGGACAUGGGAAUACACUUUGAAGCCAAAAACGAAGAUCAAUAAGAAAAUAUGUGGACUCAAAGAAAAAAAAACUAUCGUCUUAUUAUUGUAAACGGAAGCAAGAGCUCCAAUACCUGUAUGUUUUUUUUUUCAAGAGGUCAAAUAAUACAUGUACUUGCAACCGAAUGAAAGACUCUCAAUGGUUACUUCCCUUACUAGUAUGUUAAAAUUGUACUUCCUGCAAAGGAAGUCCAAAUAUCGAUUUUCAGGGUAUUUUUGCCUUUACCUGACAAUGCUGUCGCAAAGUUGCAAUAAGCAUAGAGAAACGAAUAAAACUUUGAAGAAAAAAAGUUUACAGACCGUUUUCAUCCCAUAUAUUACUAGUAUCUAGAUCUCAGCCAUGUGAAAUAUUUCUUCCAAAAAGGCAUGAAAACAAUCAAAGAAAAAUUGUGCAAUAUAAGAUACUAGUAUGUUAUAAGAAGUUAUUUUCAUCAGUGUCUUUUGGGGCAUGCAUCACAUGGGUUUGCUGCUGUUUUCUGGCCAUGUGUACAAAGACCUUUAAUACAUGCGGAAAGGGUAACUGAGAAUGCUUUGAAGGAUUGAAAAUACUGAGAAUAUGUCGUUUUCUUACUUAAGGUUACAUUUUUGUAUUUUUUAUUAAACAACCCUCGUAAUCAAAGGAACGUAGUGUUUAGAAUUGAUUUCUCAGAAAAAUAAAUUGAAGAUCCAUUCCUUCUCAUACUUUGCAUUCAUGAUAAUUUACAUGUAUUUUAAAUAAUUACUUUAUAUGUGAUCUUAAUGAGCAAGGCAUUUAAUCAAUCGGUGCUGGUGUGACAAGUCUACUGUACUCUAGAAUCCAUCACUCUUAUAGCUAGUGCGCUCUUUCAACAUUAUAAUAAGGUAACACCAUGUAUGUA